AUGAGCCGCCCCGGCACGGCGAACAGCGACGGGCGGCCCAUCACGCCGUCGACGACGGAGGGCGGCAGCAGCCGGCCGGCGACGCCCAACUACGCGGGCAAGAAGAAGAAUUCGCAGCUGCACAACAUCGUCUACCGCGAGGACGCGCAGCCCCGGGAGAUCCCCGAGGACGAGCUCGCGGAGCUCGCGGAGGCUUUUAAGAUGUUCGACCAGGACGGAAACGGGACGAUGAACAAGGAGGAGCUGGGCACGGUCAUGCGGAGCCUGGGCCAGGAGAUCACGCACGAGAACCUGGACCUCAUCUUCGCGUCCGUGGACAACGACAAGUCGGGGUGCAUCUGCUUCGACGAAUUUUUAGUCCUGAUGUCGCGGUUCAUGCCGCCCGAGGGCAACACGGAGGACGAGCUCAUGGCCGCGUUCCAGUACUUCGACAAGGGCAAGACGGGCACCUUCGGCCUCGACGAGAUCGAGCAGGCGAUCCACCAGCUCGGCAUGGACAUCACGCCCGCGCAGAUGAAGAACAUGCUCUCCUGCGCGGACACGGACCACGACGGCCAGAUGACGUUCGGCGACUUCAAGCACAUGUGGAUCAAGGACGAGGAGGAGGAGCACGCCUUCAUGGGCGGCCACCGGGCCGAGUCCCCGACGAAGCAGCGCUUCAAGGAGCCCGAGGUCGAGACCAUACAUUGA
Messenger RNA from Aureococcus anophagefferens, 690 nucleotides. RefSeq lists its product as hypothetical. The coding region runs from base 1 to 690 and encodes 229 amino acids. The record is from RefSeq and is a predicted model, not a curated record. The transcript has a single exon. NCBI's taxonomy places the organism in Eukaryota, Pelagophyceae, Pelagomonadales, Pelagomonadaceae. Gene Ontology annotation, molecular function: enzyme regulator activity; calcium ion binding.